AUGAUAGUAAUUAUAUUCGCUAUUAUCUCAAUAAUAUUGUGCAAUUUUGAUGAAAGCAUGAGAUGGGGAACCUAUAAACCUCAAUUAAUUCAUGCAGUAACACAACGAAAUAUGAAAACAUUUAAUCCGAUAACAGGAGCUCUUAUGUAUGCAGAUCAUAUUGGGACAGAUGAUCGAUCAUUAGUUUAUAAGAUCCCAGAUUUAAACACUGAGCAAGUGAAAAUUAAUCCAGUUCAUCAUAAUGGUAAGGACUUUAAUGUUUAAGUGAUAAGUGAUCCAAACACAAAGUCUAUAAUUUAAACAACUCUUAUAAAAUUUCCAAUAGAAUCUAAAGUGAACUUUGUUGAUGAAAUCAAAACCUUAAAUAUUGAAAAGCCAUUGUCCUUGUUCUAUGUUUUAACCAUUGAGCAAUUCAAUCAAUUUAAUUUGGAAACAAGAACUUUUGAAGUAAAUGUGACUAACCAUGGUAUCAGAGUUAGCACUUACAAUGAGGAUGAAACAAGAAUAGAACACUUCUUUAUCACGAUAACUGUAAAUGAUAGAAAUUAUUAAUACAAUUGCACCGAUGAGAAAUUGUCAAAUCUAACCAUAAGGACUUUGUUUAACGAUUACAUUUUUAAUUAUGAUCCUAGACCAACCUUGAUGUAGGCAAUCUUCUCCAAUAGUACAAAUACCAAUAAUUCGAACUUGGUUGCCAUUGAAUUCAGAGCCUAACCUGGAGAUAAUGUAAUUAUUCAAGUAACACAAACUGAUAAAUAUAUACCUGAUUAUGGAUUUGAUAAUCUGGAAUAGUUGAGUGAUAGUUUGGCAGCAGUCAACAGGUUCAAUUUUAAAAAAGUAUUUGGAACUGAUAAUAAAUGUGCCUAUUCUAGUUUUAGUAAUUUGAUGGCAGGCUUAUUAUUCACUUAUGGAAAUCUCAGUUGUGUGAUAAAUAAGGAUACGUGCACAGCCUUUAAGCCAAUGUUAAGUCAUACACCUUCAAGAUUUGGAUUCCCUAGACCUUUUCUAUGGGAUGAGGGUUUUCAUAAUAUGAUUGCUUGUAAAAUCAACCCAGAUAUUUGUCUAUAAAGUUUAGAAGAUUGGAUCAAUACUAUGUCGAUUGACGGUUGGAUACCUAGAGAGUAACCAAGAAGUGAAGAAUUGAGAUCAUACAUUCCUUGGUUAAAGGAGGAUCCUAGAGAAUCAAAUCCACCAACAUUCUUCUUUAAUUUUGAAUAUCUGAUUGAUAACCAUCCAGAAUAUAAGGAACGCAUAGGAAAAAUCUAUCUAAAGCUCUUCUCUUGGUACAAUAACUGGUUCAGAACCUAAGCGAUUUUCAAUGAUUAAGGUAAAUUUUCAGGAUUUUUAAAAUGGUGGGGUCCUGAUGAGGAUAGUAAUUUAGGCUCAGGUCUUGAUGAUUGGCCAAGAACAGAUGGGAGCAAGGUAUCGAAAUAUAAUAUAGAUGCUUAAAGUUGGGGAUACUUUUUCACUUUUCAUAUGGCUAAAUUAGCAAAACUCUAUGAUGUUGGGAUAGUUAGUAGUCUUGAACAGAGAUUGGAACUAAUUUUGAAUAAGAUGAAUUCUGAUAUGCUGGACCCAAAUGACUUAAUUUAUAAGGAUAUACUCUAUUAUCCUAACACAGAUGAUUAAGUAUUUUACUCUCCUCAUAGAGGGUAUGUGAAUCUAUUCCCUCUAGGAUUAGGGUUGAUUGACAAAUCAAGAGUUGACAUUAUCCAAUAACAAAUAAACUUUAUGAGAAGUAGCACUAUGUGGACACAGUUUGGUAUUAGAUCUUUAGAAAGUAACAGCACAGAAUUUAGAAAGAAAUCUAAUUAUUGGACUGGACCUAUUUGGGUGAAUAUUUAAUUUUUGGUGUUGAGAGCAUUAAAAUUAUACUAUUGGGAAAUUGAUGGAGUAUAAUAAUUCUAUCGCGAUUUAAGAUCUAAUAUGAUUGAGACUAUAUGCUCACAAUAUGAAACUAGAGGAUACUUCUACGAGCACUAUAAUCAAAAUUUAGAUGGUUUAGGAUAAGGCAAUAGACCAUUUAAUGGAUGGACUAGUUUAAUAACUUUAAUAAUAGCAGAAAAGUAUUGA
Molecule: messenger RNA, 2073 nt
Organism: Paramecium tetraurelia
Lineage: Eukaryota; Ciliophora; Oligohymenophorea; Peniculida; Parameciidae
Exons: 2
Biological process (GO): protein N-linked glycosylation; oligosaccharide metabolic process
Cellular component (GO): endoplasmic reticulum membrane
Molecular function (GO): Glc3Man9GlcNAc2 oligosaccharide glucosidase activity
Source: RefSeq, a predicted model, not a curated record